ACACAAGUCCACAAGGGAAAAGGAAAAUGAGAGGUUUAGUAAGCAACAGGAAAACCGCUAAGAGAACGCAUUCCAGAGCAGACUCGGUACGGGACAAUAAGGGGUGGGACAAAACUCUCUAUACUAUUUAAAAAUCUCUAAUCUUGCCUUUUAAUCUCAAACGCGACAGUGUUCUUACUUUUACAAGAAGUUCCUGUCACUUGUGAAGAAGGGAAGGCGGAAGGAGAGCCGCGACCAUGUUCAUGUUGUGGGUUUAUCAGCGCAGAUUUAGACCGAGAUGAGAUAGGCUUCAGCUCGCUGUUCCUUCGACCUGCCGGGACCCAGACGGCCGCCUCUGCUCCUUUAUUUCACUCACGCACCAGUCAAAGCCUUAAUUUAAUGUGUUGUUGUUGCUGCUUCGUGGACUUUUUUCCUUGACUGAAUGUUCUUGAAAACGAACUUUACGCAGAGAACGCGUCAGUGGAAGAAGGAUGUGAAGAAGCUCUCUGGAAAUGCAUACAAACUAAAAAGAAAUCUUCAGAUUUUCUCUUCUUUUUUGGCGGGGGAGGACAGAGGAGCGCUUGUGUGCCUCUAAUAUGUGGCGUUUACGUCUGUCAAGUUAAAAAGGAAAACAGAGAUGGGGAACUGUGCUCUGCUCACAUUGGUGCUAGCUGGACUGUUACUUUGGAUUUCUAACACACGUGCAGACAGCAACGAUGAUGCAAAUGACAGGAAGCUGCUGUGCACUUGUGAGAACACUAAAGGCACAUGUCAGAAUGGAACUUGCACCGGUGACUACUGCUUCUAUACGUGGGUGCACGGCGAAGAGGAAAGGGGGUGUUUCUCUAAGAAACACUACAGAGAGCAGUGCUCAGGCUUCUUCAAGGGAUUUUUUGUCAGUUGCUGCGAGGAAAACGAAUGCAAUGCCUUAAUGACACCGCCUCCAAAUAUAAAUGGGGAGCCAACAACAGUUUCACCUCCAGAGCCUCUCCACCCAGAGAUGUGGAUCAGUGUGUCUUCCCUGCUCCUACUCACAACCAUAAGUGUAUUAGGCUUUGUGCUUUUCCUGCGCUUUCGACAUACACCCUGUAGACUAAAAGACCCUGAAGACCAUGACACCACCCUGAUCAAAAUUCCCACUGGAGAGGACCCAUCAUAUGGAGAUAUUUUCAAAGAGUUUUGCACAUCAGGAAGUGGGACAGGACUUCCAUAUUUGGUUCAGAGGACUAUGGCUAGACAAAUCUCACUUGUUGAAUGUGUUGGAAAAGGCAGAUAUGGGGAGGUGUGGAGGGGAACGUGGAUGGGAGAAAGUGUAGCUGUCAAGAUUUUCUCCUCUAGGGAUGAGCAGUCCUGGUUUAGGGAGACAGAGAUCUACAAUACUGUUCAGCUACGCCAUGAUAACAUACUUGGUUUUAUAGCCUCAGACAUGACCUCCAAGAACUCCAGUACUCAGUUAUGGCUUGUUACCCACUUUCAUGAAUUGGGUUCAUUGUAUGAUUUCCUGCAAUACAGCAGCCUGGACCCAGAGAGCUGCUUGAGAAUGUGUCUCUCUGUGGCCUGUGGCCUGGUCCACCUCCACACUGAGAUUGUCAGUUCCCAGGAAAAGCCAGCAAUCGCCCACCGUGACCUUAAAAGCAGAAACAUCCUUGUGAAGCGGAACGGACAGUGCUGCAUCGCUGAUCUAGGUUUGGCUGUGAUCCACACUCAGGCUCAUGAUUCUCUUGAUGUGGGCAAUAACCCUCGGGUUGGGACCAAGCGCUACAUGGCCCCUGAGGUCCUGGAUGAGACCAUUCGUGUGGACGUCUUUGAGUCUUACAAACAAACUGACAUCUGGGCUCUGGGCCUGGUAUUUUGGGAAAUAUCCCGCAGAACUAUUGUCAAUGGGAUUGUGGAGGACUACCGUCCUCCUUUCUUUGACCUGGUGCCAUCAGAUCCCAGCUUUGAGGAGAUGAAGAAGGUUGUGUGUGUGGAUCAGCAUCGGCCCAGUCUGCACAACCGACUCAACUCCCACCCGAUCCUGUCAGCUCUUGUGAAGAUCAUGAAGGAGUGCUGGUACAAGAACCCGACAGCGCGGCUCACAGCCUUGCGGGUUAAGAAGACUCUCUCCAAGUUGGACCUUGACAGUGACUUUAGUCUCAGCAAAGUCAAGCAGGACAUCUAAGAUGAUCUAGUACCAACACUUCAAACCUUGCAGACUUUGCAUCAAUUUACAGCAGCAUAAGCAGCAGAUGAUUAGCAUAGAAGGAUCUACUGACUCAAACAGUAUUACCUUUAUAUGAAAAACAAGACUGCAUCCACUAAUGAACUAGUUUUCCUCCGCCAUGUGUCUGCUAUUCCGGGCAACACCAGCUCCAUAGCCAAAGUUUCUCCACAGCCUUGCUCAUUACUGUCAACCCCCAACCCCGAACAUGAUGACUAAAUGGAAAACCUGAAAUUGCACACAUUCCUCCAAAAGGGAACCUUAUUUACAGAGGAAAACUUUUGACCAAAACCACUGAGAACCACAUCGCACAUGAAAGUUUGGUUAAUUCUCUUGACGAAUUCUAUGAAACUUGUACAGAAUAUUAUGCUCACAAACAGCAUGUUGCAUAUUUAAGUUAAAUAAAACAAGCAUUUACUAGCAGCCACAAAGGCAAAGUUAUCUGUUAAGUUGUAUAAAUUCAAUUGACCUUAAGACUGUAUGGAUUAAAUGGUUAUUAGGAAUGUUUUAUAUUCUAAAAGGGUUUUUGAAAGAAUUUUUUUUUGUAAUAGUUAAAUAUAUUUUCCAUACUUUUUGGACUCACGUAGAUUUUUUUCUUUUUACAAUUUUUAUAAGCUAAAAAUGAACCAUUACAAUCACCUUUGUCUGUAAAACAACUCACAGAAACCUGAUGUAUUUACAUUUUGAAUAAAGGAAUGUAUUUUUUAA
Oryzias latipes (Japanese medaka) is the source of this 2887-nucleotide messenger RNA. It is a transcript of the gene acvrl1, whose product is annotated as activin A receptor like type 1. Gene Ontology annotation, biological process: transforming growth factor beta receptor signaling pathway; cellular response to growth factor stimulus; angiogenesis. Gene Ontology annotation, molecular function: transmembrane receptor protein serine/threonine kinase activity; ATP binding. Lineage: Eukaryota; Metazoa; Chordata; Actinopteri; Beloniformes; Adrianichthyidae. The record is from RefSeq and is a predicted model, not a curated record. Gene Ontology annotation, cellular component: plasma membrane; BMP receptor complex.